CGAGGGCGAGGUGGCCGCGGGCGCCAUGGAGGGGGUGCUGUAUAAGUGGACCAACUAUCUGAGCGGUUGGCAGCCUCGGUGGUUCCUUCUCUGUGGAGGGAUAUUAUCUUACUAUGAUUCUCCUGAAGAUGCCUGGAAAGGUUGCAAAGGGAGCAUCCAGAUGGCAGUCUGUGAAAUUCAAGUUCAUUCUGUAGAUAACACACGCAUGGACCUGAUCAUCCCUGGGGAGCAGUAUUUCUACCUGAAGGCCAGAAGUGUGGCUGAGAGACAGCGGUGGCUGGUAGCCUUGGGGUCAGCCAAGGCUUGCCUGACAGACAGUAGGACCCAGAAGGAAAAAGAGUUUGCUGAAAACACUGAAAACUUGAAAACCAAAAUGUCAGAAUUAAGACUCUACUGUGAUCUUCUUGUUCAGCAAGUAGAUAAAACGAAAGAAGUGACCGCAACUGGUGUGUCCAGUUCUGAGGAGGGAAUUGAUGUGGGAACUCUGCUGAAAUCAACCUGUAACACUUUUCUCAAGACUUUGGAAGAAUGCAUGCAGAUUGCAAACGCAGCCUUCACUUCGGAGCUGCUCUACCGCACGCCUCCAGGGUCACCUCAGCUGGCCAUGCUCAAGUCCAACAAGAUGAAACAUCCUAUUGUACCGAUUCAUAAUUCAUUGGAAAGGCAAAUGGAGUUAAACAGUUGUGAAAAUGGAUCUUUAAAUGUGGAAAUAAAUGAUGAUGAAGAAAUCCUAGUGAGAAACAAGAGCUCCUUAUGUUUGAAACCUGCAGAGACAGAUUGCAGCGUAUCAAGUGAAGAAAAUACAGAUGAUAAUACAACAGUCCAAGGUGAGAUGAUGAAGGAAGAUGGAGAGGAAAGCCUUGGAAAUCAUGACAGCGACUUGGCACAGCCUGAACUGCACUCCACAAGCAGCUCUCCAGAAUCCCAUUGGGAGGACCAAGAAGUCAUCCCAACUUUCUUUAGUACCAUGAACACCAGCUUUAGUGACAUUGAACUUCUGGAAGACAGUGGCAUUCCCACAGAAGCAUUCUUAGCAUCAUGUUAUGCUGUGGUUCCAGUAUUAGACAAACUUGGCCCUACGGUGUUUGCUCCUGUUAAGAUGGAUCUAGUUGGAAAUAUUAAAAAAGUAAACCAGAAGUAUAUCACCAACAAAGAAGAGUUUACCACACUCCAGAAGAUUGUGCUACACGAAGUGGAGGCCGAUGUAGCCCAGGUUAGGAACUCAGCUACGGAAGCCCUCCUGUGGCUGAAGAGAGGUCUCAAAUUUUUGAAAGGAUUUUUGACUGAAGUGAAAAAUGGAGAAAAGGACAUCCAGACAGCCCUGAAUAAUGCAUAUGGUAAAACGUUACGGCAGCACCACGGCUGGGUAGUGCGAGGAGUUUUCGCGUUAGCUCUGAGGGCAGCUCCAUCCUAUGAAGAUUUUGUGGCUGCAUUAACCAUUAAGGAAGGCGACCACCAGAAGGCAGCUUUCAGUGUUGGGAUGCAGAGGGACCUCAGCCUUUACCUCCCCGCCAUGGAGAAGCAGCUGGCAAUACUGGACACUUUAUACGAGGUCCACGGACUGGAGUCUGACGAGGUGGUAUGA
Messenger RNA from Budorcas taxicolor (takin), 1585 nucleotides. It is a transcript of the gene PLEKHA8, whose product is annotated as pleckstrin homology domain containing A8. Gene Ontology annotation, biological process: intermembrane lipid transfer; ceramide transport. NCBI's taxonomy places the organism in Eukaryota, Metazoa, Chordata, Mammalia, Artiodactyla, Bovidae. Gene Ontology annotation, cellular component: membrane; cytoplasm; cytosol. The record is from RefSeq and is a predicted model, not a curated record. The transcript has 14 exons. Gene Ontology annotation, molecular function: ceramide 1-phosphate transfer activity; ceramide 1-phosphate binding. The coding region runs from base 26 to 1585 and encodes 519 amino acids.